GUUCUGCAGAUGGCAGCAAAUGAACACAUACAGCCGUUAUCCUGUACUCCUGUUGGAUGCAGCGUCGACUCUCCUCCGUCAGUGUAAUCCCGUCUAUACAGCCGGCCGACAUGGCGACUGCGAGGACGUUUAUAUGCUCCAGAACAACCUGCAUCUGAAGCGGCUCUCAGCGCUAAUCACAAUCACCAUUUCUAGCAGUUGCUUUCGGGCAAGAGCACGUAGUGGAUAACGUGGAUUUAUAACUCGGGCUGAGUGAGGAAGUCUAUGGUGGAACAAGGCCAGAUGUCUUUGGCGGGGCAGAGGUUAGGGGCUCCAGAGACUCUGGGCAUCAGUACCCUGGAGCCCGGACACAGACCGCCCGCUAUGCCACCUGGACGACUGAUGACCGUCAGAGUCCUGCUGCUGGAUGACUCAGAAGAGACAUUCAACAUCUCUCAACGAUCAUCAGGACGGGUUCUCUUUGAAAUGGUUUGCUCACAUCUCAACCUCAUCGAGGGGGAUUAUUUUGGCCUGGAGUUCCAGGAUGAUCACAGAAGGAUGGUUUGGUUGGAUUUACUAAAGCCCAUUAGAAAGCAGAUCAUACGGCCAAAGCACACCGUCCUUCGGUUUGUUGUCAAAUUUUUCCCUCCUGAUCUUUCCGUUCUGCUGGAGGAGCUGACCAGGUACUUGUUUGCGCUGCAGGUCAGGCAGGAUCUGGCCAGCGGACGGCUCACCUGUAGCGACGCCAGCGCUGCUCUUUUGGUAUCUCGAAUCAUCCAAUCUGAGAUUGGUGAUUUUGAAGAGACAACAUGUAGACAACAUCUGCUCAACACCAACUACAUUCCUGAUCAGAUGGCCCUGAUGGACAAAAUCAUGGAGUUCCACCAUAAACAUGUUGGGCAGACUCCAGCAGAGUCAGACAACCGAUUGCUGGAGGUGUCGUGCAAGUUGGAGAUGUACGGCAUCCGACUCCACCCGGCUAAAGACAGAGAGGGAACAAGACUUAGUCUGGCUGCAGCACACAGUGGCGUCCUUGUGUUUCAGGGACACACAAGGAUCAACCACUUGAACUGGUCAAAAGUACGCAAGCUGAGUUUCAAGAGAAGGAAGUUCCUUAUAAAACUGAGAGCAGACCCUAGCCAGAAUGUUAAUCAAGAUACUCUGGAGUUCUUGAUGGCAAGUCGCGACUGCUGUAAAGUGUUCUGGAAGAUCUGUGUGGAGUAUCAUGCCUUCUUCAGGUUGUUUGAAGAGCCCAGACCCAAACCCAAACCAGUGCUGUUCAGCAGGGGCUCUUCAUUCAGGUUCAGUGGCCGGACACAGAAGCAGGUGAUAGAUUAUGUGAAGGAAAAUGAGUUUAAAAAACUGCCAUUUGAUAGGAAAUAUAGUAGAGUGCAGUUCAACAGUAGCCUGUCAUCUCUACAUUCUGCACUCCAUCAGCAAGCUGGGAAGCAGAGCAGGGAGGGCUUAUUUUUUGUGAGCUCAGACGAUUCUUCUGUUUUAAGAGCAUAUGGAAACUCCUCCCCCUCGACCCAGCGCAACGGAUGCAGUGACCAAAUGCACCCUGUUCAAGAGGAUGGUAGAAGUCUGGCAGCUAAACAUCAGCCCAUCGAUCAAGCAGGUCUGGCGUCCCAUGCAGCUAAAGGCAGCUGCUCAUCCAUCCCGUAUAUUGACUGCAGUGAUGCAGAGUUUAAUGAACACGAGGUCAGAAGUCAUGUCAGCAGAUCACACUCACAUACACGUGACGGCAACUCCGACAGCGCUGACAGUCACGGCGCAAGUUUUGGUUUACACCGCCCACAUCGGCACGACAGAUACUUGGGCAAAUUCAGGCAGAAAGAGUCUCUGUCUCUUUCCCCAGUAAGCCAAGCUGAAAGCCCCACCCACAGCUAUACCAGCCCCUCCUCUCCAAAUCAAGUCGGUAGCAUUUUUGAAUCGUCAUUUUUUGGAGGCAGGGCUCCUCUACGUGGGUUGCUAUAUAAUAGUCUGUUGGAUGAGUUGACCGCAAAAAGCUCCAUAAACCAACACACAGGCACCAGGAGCCAGACCUCUAGCCCCGCCCCCUCCUCAAUUCACAGGACCAGCUCACUAAUCCAUGCCCAGUAUAAUGGACACACUGGGCAGCGCUUUAGUUCAAAAGCAGGACUUAGAGAGGAAAGGGGUGGAGUUUUUAGUAGCUGUUCUCCGAUCAUGAAUCGCUCUGCAAACAAGUUGCAAAAUAGCCAGUUAGAAACAAACGUACGGAUCUCAAGUCAGCCCGACCUUCCCGUUCUCUCGCGUGCUGAGCGAAUGGCGAUGCUGGAGCGUCGAAUGCUAGCCAAUGGGCUCACGCCUCCAGGCAAUGCCAAUCUCAAGCCAAGCUCUCCGCCCUGUCGCUUCGGCGCCGUGCAGAUGAUUGACGGCUCCACUAGUAGCGGCACAGACACUAGCGACUCUGAGGAGGUGGAGUCUUCUGGCUCCUGCAGCAAAUCGCUAGGGUUUGAAAAUUCAGCCGCCCGUAGCUCAUCACCCCUUCCCCGAAACAAGUUCUCAUUCGACAGCCUGGAGCUAGAUGAGCUUGAUGAUGAAGGAGGGUGUAUGAACAUCAGUGAUGAGGAAGGCAUGCAAGUGUUUAGCUGCUAUAUCAUGGGAAGAACUGCAAUAAGAAAAUGUGUGAAAAUGACUUCUUGUCCAUGUUUCUCUCUGUCAGAGGUGACGUGUGCUCUGGUAACAUUAGUUAAUGGUCAUGCUGAGGAAUGUAGGGGAGUGACUCCAUCUCCUCUCAUCUCACCCAUGCUGAAUGGCAGCACUGCCAUACACACUGAUGAGGAGGACAACAGGAGGAAGAUCUGUCCAGCUGAUAAUGCAUUCUUCAUAGCUAAACAGCUGUUGAGCACUGAGAGGACUUACCUGAAGGACCUGGAGCUGAUCACAGUGUGGUUUCAGAGAGUGUUGGAGAAGGAAGAGUGUGUUCCUGACUCUCUCAAGACACUGUUGAGUUCCACCUAUGAGCCACUACACACACACCACACACACUUCCUCCAGCAGCUUGAGGAGAGACUUUCACUCUGGGAAGAUCGAUCCAGUGUGCAGGUUAAAGGUGGUUUUCAGUGUAUAGGAGACCUGCUGCUGAAGACAACACAGGACCUGAAGUCCCUCUCAUGUCAGCUACAGAUGAACUCAAAGUGUGUGUAUGAGCUGGAGAGAGUGUGUGCUGCAUACCGGAGGCUGGAGUUUGUUUGUCGUGAGUUUGAGCUGCAGAAAGUGUGUUACAUCCCGUUAAACAUGUUUCUGCUGAGUCUUCUAUAUCGACUGCUGCACUAUAGACUGAUACUGCAAAGACUCUGCAAACACUAUCUGCCAACACACAGCGACUACAGCGACUGCAAAGCUGCAUUAACUGAUGUGUGUGAAUUGGAGGCUGGGCUUCAUUCUGGUCUGGUAGAGAUGGAGAACUAUCAGAAACUCCUGGAGAUUCAGAAGGAUUUGUCUGGUGUUCAGAAUCUGGCCGUGGCUGGACGUCAGCUCAUCAGACUGGGCUGCCUCAGCAAGCUCUCUGGGAAAGGCCUUCAACAACGCAUGUUCUUCCUGUUCAAUGACGUCCUGUUGUACAGCACUCGAGGGAUAACAUCAACCAAUCAGUUUACAGUACACAGACAACUUCCUUUGCACGGCAUGACCAUCCGGGAGAGUGAGGAUGAAUGGGGGGUCCUGCACUCCUUCACACUGAUGGUUCAACAGCAGUCACUGGUGGUCGCUGCAUGUUCAGAGUCAGAAAUGGAGAAAUGGAUGGAGGACUUAAAGACUGCUGUUGAUAUGGCUGAAGAAUUGAGUGGACCGACCUCUGUCCUGCUGAUGUCAAAGAAGAAUGCCAGUAAAUGUUCAGGGGUGUCUGAAAUGGAAUCAGAGGAUGAUCUCGGUGGGUCUCAAACAUCUAUGCCGCGACAUGGCAACGACUCCGCCGACACACUUCACCGUGGCAACACUACAGCACAUGUUUGUUGGCAUCGCAACACCAGUGUUUCCAUGAUGGACUUUAACAUAGCGAUGGAGAAGCGGCUCUCAGGAAAUCUGCUGCGAAAGUUUAAGAACAGUAAUGGCUGGCAGAAACUCUGGGUGGUUUUUACCAAUUUCACACUGUUCUUCUACUAAACUCACCAGGAUGCGUAUCCAUUGGCGAGUCUGCCAUUGCUGGGCUACGCAGUAACGGAUGCUGCCGAGUCAGAAAACAUUCAUAAAGAUCACGUCUUCAAACUGCAUUUUAAAUCCCAUGUCUACUACUUCAGAACUGAGAGUAAAUAUGUUUUUGAGAGAUGGUUGAUGGUAAUAAGGAGUGCAACAGUCUCUGCGAGGAGAAUCCGCUAUCUGAACAGAACAGAACCCGACUGACAUGGACAGAACCACACACAGUCUGCAGUCUGAACCCGAGAGAACCACCAGAGCCAUGGACCCUUAGGGAGAAAACAGCUGUGUUUUUUUGUUUGUUGUUUUUGACUAUGUGGCAUUUGUGACAGAAAUGAAGUGGUGUUAUUUCCCUAUAAUUACAUAUUAUUGUGAUAAAAUAGUCAGAGCCCCUAAAAUCAUUUCUUCAGAAAAAUAUCAGCUUCAUCCAGGAUUCAACCCUAUUAUUUGUAUUUCUUCUUAUUUGUGUGAACAACACAGAACUGUGUAUUUUCUGUGGAACAUAUAAGGAGAUAUUUUGCAGAAUGUCCUGGGUGCUCUUCCAUACAUGAAUAUAAAUGGGGAUUAACCUUCAAAAAGACCAAAGGUCACAAUAAAAGUACCUAUAAAAGUAGUAUGUAGUAGUAUGACUUAAGAGGACAUAGAAUAUAGUGUACUUGUCGUAUGACACAUUUAUGGCAGUAUAUGGCUUGACCACCUCAGUCAUUAAUUUAGAAGAGAACAUUUUAGACAUUCUGCAAAAUACCUAUUCCACAGGAGAACAAAAAUCAAACAGGGUUACAACAACAUGAGAGUGAGCGAACAAUGAAAAAUCUCUUUAUGCGUGACAUUAGUGAAAUGUGUAAGGCUGUCUGGCCAACAAAAGUUUACUGGCUGAAUGCCAGGUGUGGAUGAGUCAACCUGGAGAAGUACCAAGUUCCUCUAUCACCAUGGUGCCAGUAGGCAGGGUUUCGCCAGUGAUCUUGCCUGCUAUUAGCCACUUUGGAUCAAAAGGCUAGUGACCUUAUGACCAGAAAUGUAUGGAUUUCAUCAUUUCUAGGCCUCCGAUAGUCCUGAGAUGAAGGGUGCUAUAUUCACAGGACGUUUUAUCAUUGGAUAUGAAUGGUUUUUAAUCUGACAGCAAAAUUUGCUGAAGCUUUGAGGCAGAAUAAAGCCUGUAUUGAGGCUAUUGUCUCUAGAGACCAUUUUAAGUGCUCAGAAAUCUGAAAAUGAAAGUGUUAUUAAAUGCUUGGAAAUAAAGAAAGAGGUGCAAUUCCCCUUUGAACACAUGACUUUCCCCAUAAACAUACAGGUGCUUUUUUACUGGUUGUGCUGUGUCCAUUAGUGUAGAAAACAUCUGUGCAUUUUUACUAACCUUUUACAGAAUAAUUAUGUAUUUGUGACAUUUCUGGCUAUGUCACUUGUUGCCUCUAUAAGGAGGCCGGUAUGUUAACUGCCAUUUGCCAUGAUAUUUCUGUUUCUGUUUUAGACUUUGUUUCUAUCCACUAAAACCAUGUUGGGUUACAGAAGUCAAAGUGCCAAAACCAAUUUGUAUUUCUCUUUACAUUAUUGACUAUUCAUUCCAAAAUGGAAACAAAGACAUUAUAAAUUUGGGCUUAGAGAAAAAUUACAGAGUACAUUUUUACUAAAUGUAAAUUUUGACAAACUCUAUUGAAGCUUAUAUUUGUACAGUGAAAGUGCCAUUAAGAGUGUAACACACAUAAAAAUGUA
Molecule: messenger RNA, 5847 nt
Organism: Xyrauchen texanus (razorback sucker)
Lineage: Eukaryota; Metazoa; Chordata; Actinopteri; Cypriniformes; Catostomidae
Product: FERM, ARHGEF and pleckstrin domain-containing protein 1
Cellular component (GO): cytoskeleton
Molecular function (GO): guanyl-nucleotide exchange factor activity
Source: RefSeq, a predicted model, not a curated record